This is a messenger RNA of Nyctereutes procyonoides (raccoon dog), 1005 nucleotides long. RefSeq names its product mitochondrial ribosomal protein L46 (gene MRPL46). The coding region runs from base 35 to 877 and encodes 280 amino acids. Gene Ontology annotation, cellular component: mitochondrial large ribosomal subunit. The transcript has 4 exons. Gene Ontology annotation, molecular function: structural constituent of ribosome. NCBI's taxonomy places the organism in Eukaryota, Metazoa, Chordata, Mammalia, Carnivora, Canidae. The record is from RefSeq and is a predicted model, not a curated record.
AGGGAGCCGCGGUGCACUGCGGGAGGGCCGGAGCAUGGCGGCGCCCGUAGGGCGGACUGUGCUUGGGGUGGCCAAGGGCUGGCGGCGGCUCGAGGGGCUCCGGACCGCUAGCCUGGGUUCUCGCAGCCUGUCCCUCGCGGCCGGACCCUCGAGCAGCGGGUCUCCAUGGCGUCUUUUGGGCGCGUUGUGCCUGCAGCGGCCACCGCUGGUUUCGAAGCCGCUGACCCCGCUGCAGGAAGAGAUGGCGGCUCUCUUCCAGCAGAUUGAGGUAGAGAGAAGUAUGUAUUCAGACCAUGAGCUUCGUGCAUUGGAUGAAACCCGCCGACUGGCAAAGAAGAAAGCUGACUUGUAUGAUGAGGAAGAUGACGAACAGGAUAUACUGCUGGUGCAGGAUUUGGAAGAUGUAUGGGAGCAGAAAUUCCUACAGUUCAAACCUGGAGCUCGCAUAACAGAAGCCGAUAAAAAGAAUGACCGAACCUCACUGCAGCGGAAGCUAGACAGGAACCUUGUUCUGUUGGUCAAAGAGAAGCUUGGAGACCAGGAUGUUUGGAUGCUUCCCCAGGCGGAGUGGCAGCCCGGGGAGACCCUCCGAGGAACAGCGGAGCGAACCCUGGCCACACUCUCAGAGAACAACCUGGAAGCCAAGUUCCUGGGAAAUGCCCCCUGUGGCCACUACAAGUUCAAGUUCCCUCAGGCAUUGCGGACAGAGAGCAGCCUUGGUGCCAAAGUAUUCUUCUUCAAAGCCCUGCUAUUAACUGGAGACUUCUCUCGGACCAACAAGAAGGACCAUCACGUCUGGGUCUGUAAGGAGGAGCUGGGUGACUAUUUGAAACCCAAGUAUCUGACCCAGGUUAGGAGAUUUCUUUUGGACCUCUGAUGGGCGGUGCCACCUGUGGACAAUACUCGACCAGACCUGGGACGGUGCCUCAAGGACAUCAUGUACUUAUCCCAUCUUUGCAGGGAACAGCAUGCAGCCAACUAAAUUCAGAGAAAUAAACAAGUUUA